CCAAUCAGAAGAUGCUCCAUAGCAGGGUGCUCAUAUCAGAUUUCUUGAUCCAACAUCCUCUCACUCUGUAUCUCUUACAGUCAGUAGACAUGGAGGAUGGGAAGCCUGAUCUGCUGCUGGUCAAAGAGGAGACAAUAGAAGACGAACCAGAGAGCAUUGAGCUGCUGAGUGGACUAAAGAUGGGGGAGCAAGGUGGUUGGCUGGAGGAUUACAGAGGAGACUGGGAAGCCAUCUUGGAUUCCCAGACCGGUGCAGUCAAGCGCCCAGGGGACAAUAUCACUAAGCAGGCCAGGACCAGAGGCAACAUAGUGGAGUCUGCAGUCCACGAGGACCUGCUGAUUUCAGGUGUUGCUGGCGGGAGAGACUGGACCUCUGAGGUGGCUGGGCACAAACCCUGGCCCCGGAUCAGAACCCUGGAUCAGGAGCCAUCACUCUUCCUUCCCGAGUUGGAACCAGGACCAAACCGUGAGGGACAGAGACUCCACCACCACACAGAACACAACCAGUGGACAGGUGGACUGAACAACCUCAGUCCUGGUGGUCAUCAGACAGACAGAGGCUCCAGUCAGGGAUCCAGUCUGCAGCACAGACCCUUCUCUUCACAGUCUCAGUGCAGUGAUGAAGCAAGGCCUGGCACUGAUAGAGAUAGACCCUCCUGUUCCUAUGAUACAAACACCACAGUAUCCAUGAUGAACAGAGCAGGUCACCCUGGGCUUAAGACUUCACAGAGUGUGGUGGGAGACCCCCCUGGUAGUAGUCUAACAGGAAGUCUGUCUUCUCCUUCAGGGUCUUGUCUAAUGCCGAAUGACUGGGUUCAUAGGACGUCUGGGUCUACCCUUCCUCAGGUUUACCCAACAAAUACAGACAGGGUCAGGAUGGGCGUUCACCACAAGAGGUACCUAGCCUAUAACACAGCACACAAUCCCAACAACACCCAAACAAUGGCUAAAGGUCAGGGAGGGAGCUCAAAUACUAACCCCCUGAGUGUGGUGGCUCCUGCUUCUACCUCCUCGGGGUCACAACGUGGGAAGCGAUGCAUUAGGACAGACGCCGACAAGCCAUAUGCCUGCCCCACAUGUGGGAAGCGCUUCUCUGAGGCGAACUAUGUGAAGCAACACCAGACUGUUCACACCAAGGAGAGGCCCUUCAAGUGUAAGCUGUGUUACAAGAGCUUCUCCUUCCUGAGUAACCUUAUCAGGCAUAGGGGUGUCCACAAUGGGGAGGAACCCUUCAGCUGUACCCAGUGUCACAUGCAAUUCGCCCAUGCUGGCAACCUGAAGAGGCACCAGAGGGUCCACACAGGGGAGAAAUCCUCCAGCUGACCCCAUUGUGAGAAGAGAUUCUCCAGCCAGCAACAGCUGAAGAUGCACCUGACGGUCCACACGGGAGAGAGGCCUUUCGCCUGUACGCACUGCAGGAAGAGGUUCUCAGAAAGGAGCUACCUCAGGAUACACCAAUAGAAAACCAUUCCACUCUAUAACAUAGAAAGUAGCCAUAGCACUCAAACAUGAAUUGUCAUUUUUGUCAGCAGAUGCAUUUGGAAUAACGAGAGUAACCAUGUUGAAUAUUCCUGGCGCGAAUAUUGUAUCCAGACAUUGUGUGAUAUAUAAGCUUAAAAAGUCUGUUUAUAUUGUGUUUGUACUGUGUAGGCUAUAUGAUGUUCACAAAUGCCAUUCAACUACUUAAUUUCUGUCCCAAGACACUUUUAAUGAUAAAAUUAAUGUUGUUUAUCAUACAGAUUUGUAGCUGAGACAGGUGUAUUUAACACUUGUUUAUGUUUAAUAAACACGAAAUGUGACUUUUCA
Molecule: messenger RNA, 1805 nt
Organism: Salmo salar (Atlantic salmon)
Lineage: Eukaryota; Metazoa; Chordata; Actinopteri; Salmoniformes; Salmonidae
Source: RefSeq, a predicted model, not a curated record